GACCGCACCGUUCAGAAGGGGGCAGGGAGAGAGGCGACUGGGACUACACCCCUGCUCCCCUCUUCCCCUGCCAGAACUUGGGCUUGUCCUGUUUGACGUGCCUGCCGGAGGGGGUGGAAGGGGGUACUGACCCUAGGAGCGGUCCCGCGACUCUACGCUCCCUGCUGUCCAGGCUCGGCUGGGAUGCUGCCCGGCUCAGCGUGGACCCCCUUGAGAAGAGGAUGGAGGGUUCAGCCGACUCCUACACCAGCCGCCCAUCUCUGGACUCGGACGUCUCCCUGGAGGAGGACCGGGAGAGUGCCCGGCGUGAGGUGGAGAGCCAGGCUCAGCAGCAGCUCGAGAGGGCCAAGCACAAACCUGUGGCAUUUGCUGUGAGGACCAAUGUCAGCUACUGUGGCGUACUGGAUGAGGAGUGCCCAGUCCAGGGCUCUGGAGUCAACUUUGAGGCCAAAGAUUUUCUGCACAUUAAAGAGAAGUACAGCAAUGACUGGUGGAUCGGCAGGCUAGUGAAAGAGGGUGGGGACAUCGCCUUCAUCCCCAGCCCCCAGCGCCUGGAGAGCAUCCGCCUCAAACAGGAGCAGAAGGCCAGGAGAUCUGGAAACCCUUCUAGCCUGACUGACAUCGGCAAUCGUCGUUCUCCUCCUCCCUCUCUAGCCAAGCAGAAGCAAAAGCAGGCAGAACAUGUCCCCCCAUACGAUGUGGUGCCCUCCAUGCGGCCUGUGGUGCUGGUGGGACCCUCUCUAAAAGGUUACGAGGUCACAGACAUGAUGCAGAAGGCUCUCUUUGACUUCCUCAAACAUCGGUUUGAUGGCAGGAUCUCCAUCACUCGAGUCACAGCUGACCUCUCCCUGGCCAAGCGAUCUGUGCUCAACAACCCCGGCAAGAGAACCAUCAUUGAGCGCUCCUCAGCCCGCUCCAGCAUUGCCGAAGUACAGAGUGAGAUCGAGCGUAUAUUCGAGCUGGCCAAAUCCUUGCAGCUAGUAGUACUGGAUGCGGACACCAUCAACCACCCAGCACAGCUGGCCAAGACCUCACUGGCCCCCAUCAUCGUCUUUGUCAAAGUGUCCUCCCCCAAGGUACUCCAGCGGCUCAUCCGCUCCAGGGGGAAGUCACAGAUGAAGCACCUGACUGUACAGAUGAUGGCCUACGAUAAACUGGUUCAGUGCCCUCCAGAGUCAUUUGAUGUGAUUCUAGAUGAGAACCAGCUAGAAGAUGCCUGUGAGCACCUGGCUGAGUACCUAGAGGUUUACUGGCGGGCCACCCACCAUCCAGCCCCUGGUGCUGGACUUCUGGGCCCUCCCAGUGCCAUCCCUGGACUUCAGAACCAGGAGCUGCUGGGGGAGCAAGGCGAGGAGCACUCACCCCUGGAACGGGACAGCUUGAUGCCCUCAGAUGAGGCCAGCGAGAGCUCCCGCCAGGCCUGGACGGGAUCUUCACAGCGUAGUUCCCGCCACCUGGAGGAGGACUAUGCAGAUGCCUACCAGGACCUGUAUCAGCCUCACCGCCAACACACUUCAGGGCUGCCCAGUGCUAAUGGGCACGAUCCCCAAGACCGGCUCCUAGCCCAGGACUCGGAGCACAACCACAGUGAUCGGAACUGGCAGCGCAACCGACCUUGGCCCAAGGAUAGCUACUGACAGCAUCCUGUUGCCCUGCCUUGGCAGGCACAAGCAUAGCUGGCUGGGACACCCACUCCAGGCAGGUUGGAGUUAGACUGCCAUUAGGCUGCGACUAGGCUCAGCUCCCACAAUCCCGCCUAGCCCCAGCUCCAGGGUUGCCUGCGGUCCCAAGGUUCUGGUAGAAGCAGGGAGCCAGCCCCCUUACCUCCUGGGCACCCCCUAGGCUCCCCAUUCCAGGUACUGUGUUCUGCACCCCUGGCACCUUCCUCGCCUCCUGCACAAGAAACUGCCCCAUUGGGCAGUGCCCUCAGGCCAAGAUCCCCUUAGCAGGAGCCUUCCCACUAGAGUUGGGGAAGGGAUCCCUCCUCAAGAGUAAAUGGAGGGUAGGGGUGUGGGUGCCAUGGCAUGAGGAAGAAACAAGGUUCCUGGACAGGCACAAGUCCUCAUAGUCAAGAGGCUCAGGGCUUGCGCUUUGGGGUCCAAGGGCCUCUACUCGCCUCACUGCCACACAUCAGAAAUGAGACAAUCAAAGCCCAACAGGGUGGCACUUGGCAUCUGUCAGCUGAGGUGGGGUACCCACAUCCACACCUGGAGCAGCAGGCAGGUGAAGCUGGCCAGAGAAAGACCACAGCUGCAGGUCUUGGAGGGAAGGGCCCUCCUCACCCAGCCAGCAAGCUUAGCAUGACAGGACCAGGGACCCAGAGCAUGGUCGCACUAAGAGAGACAGGAGCCAUCCUUGACUGGGAGUUUGGAAGGAUGAAAGAGUUUCAGGGCCUCCUUGCCUCUCCUCCUUUUGCCCUUGCAUCCUGUCAUCUGUUCUUGCCCUUCAAGCCUCCUGGAAGAGGGGCUCCAGACAUUUUUCCAACUCAUUGCUGCUUGUUAGGUUAGGGCUAGAUGGGAAGACAUAGGACACAGUGGACAGCCAGCCCCAAGGCCCUGUCUACCUGGCUACCCUUGCCUUAUGGCUCUAGCGUGUGACCUACAGAGCAUGUUCCACAAGACCCUGCACCACCUCACCAUCCUCACCAAUAAAACACCAUGCAUCAACCCUUGGGCGUUUGUUGCAUUUACUAGCUCAGGGGGCCAGAUUCCUCAUUGUGUGGCCCAAGUCUGGCAAAAGUAAAGAAAUACUCUGGCCUUUCCCCUCC
Molecule: messenger RNA, 2767 nt
Organism: Fukomys damarensis (Damara mole-rat)
Lineage: Eukaryota; Metazoa; Chordata; Mammalia; Rodentia; Bathyergidae
Gene: Cacnb3
Product: calcium voltage-gated channel auxiliary subunit beta 3
Exons: 13
Coding region: 222-1637 (471 amino acids)
Biological process (GO): regulation of voltage-gated calcium channel activity; calcium ion transmembrane transport; chemical synaptic transmission
Cellular component (GO): voltage-gated calcium channel complex
Molecular function (GO): high voltage-gated calcium channel activity; protein binding
Source: RefSeq, a predicted model, not a curated record